GAAAUGUAGUCCGUCGCCCGGGGCGUACACGCCCGGCAGGGCUGCGGCCGCACCGGUUGCUCACGCUCCUGCUGUGAGAGGGUGAGUGUGGGGCCGGGGUGAGACGCACCGGAUGGGACUGAAGCCAGGAGGAGGCCCACGCAGGAGAAGGCCCGGACGGCGGGGCGAGGCCCCUGAGGGGCGUGGCUGUCGGUGGAUGGUCUGGGGGCCGCGUUCUCUCAGUCCCCGCGCGGCGCCGGGCCGCUCGCUCCAGCUCUGCUUCCUCUGGAUCUUGCCCAUCCCCUAGAAGGAAAGGACAGGACAGGAAAGAAAGAGAAGGCGAUGGCUAUUGGGCCUCUGCCCCUGGCAGCUAAGGGGGUUUUAUUAGCAUAAUCCUCUGAGCAGGAAUUUAUAGUUUCAGGAGUCAGUGACCAUCAGGGAUGUGUCUGUGGAUUGCACUUGGGAGGAGUGGAUUUGUCUGGAUUCUGCUCAGAGGAACUUGUAUGGGACAGUGAUGCUACAGAACGACAGUGACUUGGUUUCACUGGGUACACAUCAGGCUUCAGGGACUUGUUACAUGAGUGUGUACCCACGGAAAUCCCUACAGAGCUCCCUCAGUCUCCUGGAGUGACUGCAACCCUGCCUGCCGUUUAUUCCCUCAAAUGUUUCGAUGUUAUUGCCAGAUAAAUCUACCUUUUAGUCUUCUGUUCAAAACCAAGACAAAAAAGCAUGGAGGACUGAGUGCUGUGCUCUGCUCUUGUCCAGCCAUCAUGACUCAUUCUUUGUAACCACCUAAAGGGACUGGGAAACAAGACUUGAAACCAGAGAAUCAACAACAAAGCCUAUCAUUCAUUACUGAAGAUUUACCCUAUGGGGUAAUAAUGGAAAGAGGUCUCUGGCCUUCUUUAGGGGAAGCCUGGGAACCUGAUAAUUGGUUAGAUGGAAAAGAGAAAAACCAGGACAGACAUCUGCACCAAGUUACUCAUAAGGAAACCCUCCCUGAAAGGAGGGCAUGUGGAGGUCAUGAAUUUGAAAGCUGUUCUAGUCAGAGGUCAAUCCUUGAUAUACAACAAAGUGUUCCUGUGGGACAAAGGCCCCAUAAUCAGAAUUCAUGUGGCGAAGACACUAAACAGAAUUCUGAAUUAAUUAAAGCUCAAAGUAUGUUUGUAGGAAAGAAAAUCUAUGAAUGUAAUGAAUGCAGGAAAAACUUCAGUCAGAGUUCAUCUCUUCUUAAGCACCAGAGGAUUCAUACUGGGGAGAAACCCUAUAAGUGUAAUGUAUGUGGAAAACACUUCAUUGAACGCUCCUCCCUUACUGUACAUCAAAGAAUUCAUACUGGAGAGAAACCCUACAAAUGUAACGAAUGUGGGAAAACCUUCAGCCAGAGCAUGAACCUUACUGUUCAUCAAAGAACUCAUACCGGAGAGAAACCCUAUCAGUGUAAAGAGUGUGGAAAAGCUUUCCGUAAGAAUUCAUCCCUUAUUCAACAUGAAAGGAUUCAUACUGGAGAGAAACCAUACAAAUGUAAUGAAUGUGGGAAAGCUUUUACCCAAAGCAUGAAUCUUACAGUUCAUCAGAGAACUCACACAGGAGAAAAACCCUAUGAGUGCAAUGAAUGUGGGAAAGCCUUCAGUCAGAGCAUGCACCUUAUUGUACAUCAGAGAAGUCAUACUGGAGAAAAACCCUAUGAAUGUAGUGAAUGCGGAAAAGCCUUUAGUAAAAGCUCAACCCUUACCCUACAUCAACGAAAUCACACUGGAGAAAAACCCUACAAAUGUAACAAAUGUGGGAAAUCCUUUAGUCAAAGUACAUACCUUAUAGAACACCAGAGACUUCACUCUGGAGUAAAACCUUUUGAAUGUAAUCAGUGUGGAAAAGCUUUCAGCAAGAAUUCAUCUCUUACUCAACAUCGGAGAAUUCAUACUGGAGAGAAACCUUAUGAAUGUAUGGUAUGUGGAAAACAUUUCACUGGGCGAUCUUCCCUUACUGUACAUCAGGUUAUUCAUACUGGAGAGAAACCUUAUGAAUGCAAUGAAUGUGGAAAGGCCUUUAGCCAGAGUGCAUACCUUAUUGAACAUCAAAGAAUUCAUACUGGUGAGAAACCCUAUGAAUGUGAUCAGUGUGGAAAAGCCUUCAUUAAGAAUUCAUCCCUUAUAGUGCAUCAGAGAACUCAUACAGGAGAGAAACCCUAUCAGUGUAACGAAUGUGGAAAAGCCUUCAGUCGGAGUACAAACCUUACACGACAUCAGAGGACUCAUACGUGAGUUUUUUCAUUGAACCCUUCACCAGGAUUAACUCUUCAGUGAUAAUCAGAUAAAUCAUGUAACACAGAAACCUAAUAAAUGUAAUUAUUAUAGGAA
This is a messenger RNA of Lutra lutra (Eurasian river otter), 2339 nucleotides long. RefSeq names its product ZFP2 zinc finger protein (gene ZFP2). The coding region runs from base 861 to 2243 and encodes 460 amino acids. The record is from RefSeq and is a predicted model, not a curated record. The transcript has 6 exons. NCBI's taxonomy places the organism in Eukaryota, Metazoa, Chordata, Mammalia, Carnivora, Mustelidae.